This is a messenger RNA of Eruca vesicaria subsp. sativa (arugula), 1116 nucleotides long. The record is from the annotation of a GenBank genome assembly. NCBI's taxonomy places the organism in Eukaryota, Viridiplantae, Streptophyta, Magnoliopsida, Brassicales, Brassicaceae.
AUGGAUUUGCAUGGACAAGAAUCAAGAACACAAGCCAUGUCCAGCGACUGCGACGACGAUUACAUAGACAUGGAACUCAACCUCUCCUCCUCCUCUUCCUCAAGAUUCAUCAGCUUCGCCGUCAACUCCUCUCCGCCUCACAGCAGAGAGUUCGAGUUCCAAAUGUGCUCCUCCGCCGUAGCUUCCGGCGAGUCCACCACAUCUCCCGCCGACGAGCUCUUCUACAAAGGCCAGCUCCUCCCUCUCCACCUCCCUCCUCGUCUCCAAAUGGUCCAAAAGCUUCUCGCCUCCUCCUCCUCCUCCUCCGUCGCAAUCUCCACUCCCAUUUCCCCACGCGCCGCCGUAUCCUCCCCGCGGAGAUUCAGUAGCAGCGAGAUCGACGUAAGCGAGCACUGUUACAUCGAGGAGGUAAAGAGAUUCAAGAAGAUCACUCAAAAGCUUAAAGCUUCACGUGCUUACAUAAGAUCUCUCUUCUCCAGACCAAACUGCUCAGAUUCAUCGGAGAUCCAAUCUGAACCAAUCAAGAACUCUAAAUUAUCCAAAAAGAAGAACCCUUUUGUGAAAACAGAGUCUUUAACUUUAAGCAGCAGCAAGAACCCUCCUUUGAUUCAUAGGAGAUCGUUCUCUAGUGUGAUACAGAGACAUUCUCAGCCAAAAUGCUCUGUUUCUUCUUCUUCGUCUUCCUCUUCGGCGUCUUCUUCGCUUUCGUCUUCGUUUAGUUUUGGUUCAAACGGGUCUUUGGAUCUGCAGACGCUGAUGAGAAGCAGCAACGCGAGCUCCACGGAGAUAGAUAACUCCAUUGAAGGAGCUAUUGAGCAUUGUAAGCAGUCGUUUACCACUAGGAAGAGCAAUGUGGGUGAGAGUGAGAACUCUUCUUCAAGAACAUCUGUUUCUACUUGUGGUGAUAUUGAAAAAGGUUGAGACUUUUUAAGGAUCUGGUGACGUUCUCUGGCUCUGAUUCUCAUUACCAAACCGAAAAAAGGACAUAGAAAGUUCAAAAAAGGGAACUUUUUUUUUUGUUAUACUCUGUUUUUUCUUUUCUUUUUUUGUAUUUUUAGAUUCUUUUGUGUGUUUUUUUUUUCUUUUUGUAGAAGUUUGUUGAAACUGAUGGUUCUU